Molecule: messenger RNA, 2448 nt
Organism: Theileria orientalis strain Shintoku
Lineage: Eukaryota; Apicomplexa; Aconoidasida; Piroplasmida; Theileriidae
Exons: 2
Coding region: 1-2448 (815 amino acids)
Source: RefSeq, a predicted model, not a curated record
AUGUAUAUAUGGAUCGUAUUUAAAUCGCUAGUAUAUAUCCUACUUUUCUGGAAAAAAUUUGUUUUAACUGACCCCGAUGCGGGUCCGCCUGCCGAGUCCAAAAAACCCGUGGAUCUCAACAUAAAAUCGGCCACCAAGUCCACCGACAAGUUUGAAUAUAAAAAGGACGAGCAAUUUUCAACCUAUACCGCUAAGGAAGGUCACGGUUUUAAAAUCCUCAAGGAAGAUAAUACCACUAUAUGGGAGGCCAGUGACGAUGCCAGCUUCUCCGCCAAGGUGGAAGUGGAAACUAUGGGUGACGGCAGAGCUGCCACUGUUUACCUAGAUGAAAACAGCUCAAGGAUUUUCAUCAGAAGUGGCACCGGCAAGCCUUGGACUGAAAUUGACAAAUCGAAAGUAACUCCUAAGUCAAUUAACGUCGAUUAUCCCACCAAUAGCCAUUUCUACACCAACACACUUGACAAUGGCGUCAGAACAUUUAUAGCCCGGGAGGGCUUCGCCUUCAACGCUGCCAACAAAUAUGUCAACAACAACAAGAUCGAGCUUUGGAAAACUGAUGAUGAGAGCCAGUUCUCGACCAAGGUCGUUAACGACGGCAACAAAGUAACAAUCCAUUUACCCGACGGCACUGAAAAGGUGGUUGAGAAGGGAUCUGACGGCAAAUGGCCAGGCGAGGGUUCUGGCGAUAGUCAGUCAGCCAAAAAAGCUGAUCCAGCGCCCAGUUCCUCAGCUCCGCCCAAGAAGAAAAACGGUAUCGAUAUCAACCUUAAGUCCGACACUAAGUCUGGCAGAAAGUUUAACUUCGAAAAGGACGGCAAAAUCAUUACCUAUACUCCCAAGGACAACAACGCCUUCAAAAUGGUUAAGGACGACAAGGCUGAGAUUUGGAGGGCUGGCGACUUCAGCAAUUAUGCUGAAAAGCUCGAAGUCGACACCAUGAACGACGACGCCAAGGCUAUUUCCAUUCACAUGAGUGGCGAUAAGAAGCGCGUCUUCAUGAAGGACUCCAAGAGCCAACCCUGGAAAGAAAUUGACAUCACCAAGGUCAACGCCAAGUCUGUCAACAUCAACUACGAGCACACCUGCUACUUCUACUCCAACAAGCUCGAAAACGGUGUUAGAACGUUUACAGCUAAAUCUGGAUUUAUGUUCAACCACGUCAGGUGCCUUUUCAACAACGAGUGGGUUGACAUUUGGAAAACCGACGAUGAGAGCCAGUAUUGCCUAAAGGUCGUUGCUGAGUCCGAUAAGGUAACCAUCUUCAAAGGUCUUGACGACGUUUCAAAGGUCUUUAACAAGGUGGCUGACGACAAGUGGGAAGAGGCCGCCCUUCCUGCUAGUGCCUCCGCUGCAGAUCCCUCUGGAGCCUCCACCAUAAUUUUCGACUCUGACGACGAGAACGACAUCGUCAUCUCCGAACUGACUCAACCCAAGCCUGUUUCCACUCCUAGCCAAGCACCCAAGCCUAUUCACACUACUACCCUACCACCCCAGCCUCAGCAACAAGCUCCGAAGUCCAGGGAUCAGCGCAGAACCCUACCUCCAGGCGAACAGCCUCAGGAAAUCACCAUUUUGAUCGAGGGCACCACUCCCAACGACACCUCCAGGUACACCGUCAAGGAGGGCGACAACCUAGGCGACGUCGAGUACAUUAUUAAGAAGGGGAGCGUCUGCAACGAGGUUAAGGUCGAAGGAUCGACUGUUUGGAAGUCAGGGGACGAUCAAAUUCCCCAGGCUUUCCUCGUCAGUUACAACCGUGCUGGAGGCCAGUUGUCAAUUACCGGCCUGAACCGACUCGCCUCCUAUCGCAAGCAAGAUAACGGCUCCUGGACCAGAACCUCCGCUUCCGAUCUCACUGCUCCACUGCAGAUCGAUUCACUCAGUUCCGAAGACGAGAGGGGCGAUAUAGCGCAACCCACGCCCUCUGACUCACAGGAUUCUGGCGUUGGCAUGGCUCAACUCGUUCCCCAUCUCACUCCGAGAAGACAGCCUCCUCAGCUUAGCACUGUUACCAAAACUGCUUUGCACAUCCUCCUCUGUAGUAGUCUGUCUGCUGAAAACAUCAUCGCCGAUUUAGACCGUGGCCUCCACGUUUCCGACUUCAAGUUCAUCCACAUGGCCAUGUGGAAGCCCUUCUACGGAACCGUGGACGUCAACGUGCCCUUGCUGUCCAGGCCUCUAUUUGCCCUUGUCAACACUGACGACGGCUGGGCCUCCCAGUACAUCGGCAAGAUCGAGGACGACUUCUGCUUCCCGAGACUAUCGCAUCAACCACUGACGACUGUGUUGUUAACACCUUAUCGCAUCACUAACCAGACUUCAAUAUCCUACAUUUUAUUUUAUUUGCCAUUCAACUUACUCCAUUUGUGCAAACAGUUUUAUCCUCGUAGUCUCAAUGUUUCCAUUAUCCCAGGCAUCCCUCUCAUCAGUAACAAAACAGUGAUUUAG